Messenger RNA from Arachis duranensis, 1067 nucleotides. RefSeq lists its product as uncharacterized. NCBI's taxonomy places the organism in Eukaryota, Viridiplantae, Streptophyta, Magnoliopsida, Fabales, Fabaceae. The record is from RefSeq and is a predicted model, not a curated record. Bases 1 to 951 code for a protein of 316 amino acids. The transcript is spliced from 6 exons.
AUGGCCCAUCAAGAUCAGGUCAUCAAAUCAUGGUCCAUUCCAAUUACAGAAGAUGGAUAUCGAAAGCCAAUGCUUGAAAUGGUCGUCAUGGAUGAGUUGGGUAAUCGAAUCCAAUGUUCUGUGAAGAAUCCUCACAGGAGAUUUUUUGAAAAUGACAUCACCGAUGAAAAAUUAUAUAGCAUAUCAAAUUUCUCACUAGCGAUAAAUAAUCAAAAGUAUAAGCCCACUACCCCUGAACUUCACAUAUACUUUAGGAGGGAGACUAUACUCCGAAGAGUCGAUGAUUUGUUUUUUCUUCUUGUUCAUCACUAUGAACGCACGAAUUUCUCUCUUGGAAGCGCAAAUUUCUUCAAUUUAAGAAGUUCACAAGAGCUGGAGCAUGUGGAGCUACAUGACAAGGAAGAAGACGACGGGCCAAUUUUUUUUCUAAUUGAUGAAUGGAGAGAAUUCUUCGCAAAAGCUGAAGCAAGGAGGAAACAAGAAAUAACUAAGAGAAAGAUUGUUUCUUCAUGUGAGAAUACAUCUACUCAUGAGUUUAAUGAUUCACCACCCGUUGAUCAAAAUGAGUCCUCUCAAUCCAUAGAGCCUGAAGAUACUUUAUCUACUGAUUCAGAAGUUUCGCAUGUUCAAUUAGAUGUACAAAGAAGAAAGUCCAAUAAGUACUGGACAGUUGAAUUGGAAGAUGCAAAUCGAAUGAUUAAGGAAGGUCACUUAAGAUUGAAAGAUGUGUGGGUGCCGUCUCGUGAGACUAAAGUUAUUGUGCAUUGGAAUGAGCAUGGCCAACCGAUUGGUGAAUUUGGUAGACUUUUAGGCUUGUUUUUGGGAGCUGUUGCUGGAAAUUUCAAGAACUUUCCUAUAAGUUAUGAGAAAUGGCCUAUGGUUCCAAAAGAGCCAUACAAAAAUGGAGCCUAUAGGGAUAUAAUUCAUGUUCUUUUUUAUUUAAUUAUUUAAUAAUGAUUUAAUUAUUUUCAAUACAUGCAUUCCUAUGUUCUAGUAUUGUGUCAUCCAAGGACAAUUUCAGCUGUUAUUUAUUAAUGAAAAUAAUAUACCUAGCCAACUCACUAAAU